This is a messenger RNA of Closterium sp. NIES-65, 2556 nucleotides long. The record is from the annotation of a GenBank genome assembly. NCBI's taxonomy places the organism in Eukaryota, Viridiplantae, Streptophyta, Zygnematophyceae, Desmidiales, Closteriaceae.
AUGUCAUAUAAAUCUGACACAUCGAGGCAGGCUCAGCACGGGGCGAGCGGCCCGGGCGGCGAUGCGAACCAGGACGAGGACUCGAGCUCGGGAUCGAGCUCCGGCUCGAGCUUGAGCGAUGAGUCGGUCCAGGACGACGGCGAGGGCGCCGGACAUAGAACGGAGCGUACGGGGGAGCACGGAGUGGCGCUCGGGGAGCAGGUGGACGAGCGAGUAGAGCUUAUCGAGCAGCAGGCGACAGGGGAAACUAAGGCUGUCGAGGAGCAGGAGGGCGGAGCGGCUGCGCAGGAGGGUGGGAUCGGAGGGCAGCAGCAGGUGGUGGGCGAGGCGGCUGCGCAGGAGGGCGGGGCAGGAGGGCAGCAGCAGGAGGGCGUGGCGGCUGCGCAGGAGGGUGGGGCAGGAGUGCAGCAGCAGGAGUUUAGGGUUGCGGCUGCGCGGGUGGGUGGGUCGGGAGGGCAGGAGCAGGAGGACGGGGAGGCUGCUGAGGAGUAUCGUCGAGGAGAUGAGCGACAUGCCGCCGUAACAAGGAGUCACCGCACAGCCAGUGGCAGCGGACAGGCGGGCCCUUCGACCGGGUGGCCUUCGACGGCAGGCCAAUCGACGGCGAACGUUGCACCCGGAGGCCAGGUCGUCGAGCUACUGCAGAGGGUUGAGAAGGUCGAGGUGUCGCAGAAGCAGCUCGUCGCCGAUGUAUUUGCGAAACACACUGAGCAAGCCGGAGUAUUCAACAGGCUUGCUGCAGAUUUUCGGACGGCGUGGAAUACGAUUUCGGAGUCGUCGAAGAGCACACUGUCGCAGUGCGCCGAGGCUGUGAAGGGUGUCACGGCGGAGAGGAACCUGUUGGAAGGGGCGCGGGCGAAGAUCGACGAGAUGAGCGGGAAGAUCAUCGAAGGGGUGGCAGCCGCCAUCACAAAAGCGAGCGAGGACGCCGUCGAGAAGCAGCUCAAGCAGGUCGAGGAGCGGCUGGUUGCUGCGGUGCUGAAGGGUUUUGAGAAAGCCAUCAUGGAGGACAUGUUCUGCUCCACCCUCCCACCCGAGACCAUGAAGGAGCUGAAGGACAUUGUGAGGGAAGGCUACCAUGAAGCCGAAGCAGGGAGGUUGGAAGUCCUCACCGAAGCGAUGGCGAGAAGUUUUCAGCGCUCUGCGGGCCCGUCGACGAGGUCGCGUCAGGAGGGUGUGGGAGGGGUUCGCAGCGGGGCUGAGCCUCGAGGUCACCAGCGGUCGGUUCCUCCGUCUUCUUCGGUGGGAGGACAUGUCGGCAGCCCGGUUGGAUCCCCACCGGCGCGUGGCCGUCAUCCCGUCGCCAAGCCCGUCGAGGAAGUCAUUGUACUCGACCAGUCGGCCCUCUCGAAGACCUCUGUAGCGGCUCCGAUCGAUCCACCUGAUGCGUUUGCUUUGAUGCGGGACAUGCUGCAAGGCCUGGGGAAAACGGGUGGGAAAGGAGUGGUCGCGGGGGAGAAAAGUGGUGCCCCGAACGAGCACGUCGCCUCGAUCGAGAACAGAGCCCUAGGAAUGCGAGGUGCCUCUACCCCGUCAGGCGGCGAUGCGGGGAAAGGAGCGGGAGAAGCAAGCGCUGGGUUGCUGUCGAAGACUAAAGCUACAUCAGCUGCGCACGGCGGUGGUGCUGGCCUUGCUGUCGGGCUUGUGGGAAAUUGGGCGUCUUCCUCAACCCCUCCAGUUGCUCCUAUCGCCGCUGCUCCGUCCCUAGGCAACGAAAAGGCGAAGAAGGCCAGGGUCACGGGUCACACCCCACCUCCUCGACCGGACGACCAAGGCAAGACGAGAGGCUGCAAACGUCCCUUCAAAGGACCGGGUUUCGGGUUGCGGAAGGGGAAGCCGGUUUCCGAGCAGACCGUCGGCGGGAGGAAGCGGUUCCUUGGCACUUUUGAAACAGAGAAGGACCUGAAGUUCUGUACGGCCGUCUGCUGGCGCGUGUACUUCCCCGACGUUGUCCUUACGGAUUACCUGUCGCUGUUGGCGACGGCAAAAAAGGAAGUGAAAGCUGGAACCGAGAGGGGAAUCGCGCUGUGCGUGGCGAUUGGUAAGGUCGCGACGCUUGGCCUGAAGCACGGGAAUCUGAUUUACCCGGUCCCGAAGGGCAUGGCGGCGACACCGCACAUGAUGGCCAUCGCAGCAACUGUGGCGAGCUUGUGGGCGGCCUGCAGGAAGUUGUCGAGGGAGGAUAUUAAGAAGGAUGCCCUAGCUGCCGCAAACGCGGCGAUCUACGCCCCAGAGACUGCAAAGAAGGCUUGUGUGGCUGCCAUGUCCGCACUCGUGUCCAUACUUUUGCACGUCGGCAAGACGUUCCCGGUGAAGCAGUGGCCCGAUCACCUGUAUUCGUCGGCUGUCGAAGGUCUUGGCUCGACGGACGCCAUACUGCUGCAGAUGCUGCGCGUGGCAGCACAUGUCUGUACGCAAUGGUGCUGCUGUCGAGCUGCUGCCCGCUUGCUGGAGGACGCGGGCUAUGGCAGCCUGGCUAUGCCAGAAGAAAAGAGCAAGGCGAAGCAGGGCGACAAGGAUGCAGCUGAGACGGAAACGGGCGGGCAAGGGGAGUAG